AUCUGAUUGCGCUCGCACCCGUGAGCAGGAUGUGGAGGUCGGAGAUCUGCUGACUCGCCCCGAGGAUUUACGCUCCCUUUCUGCUGGAUCCACCCGAGCUGUGGGAGCUUCUCUUUCACCUUCUCUUUCACCUUCUCUUUCACCUUCUCCUUCUUCCUCUUCUUCCUUCUUUCUUCUUAAGGAGGUCUCUGUCUCUGAAUAUCUGAGAAACAUCAAGGAAGUGGAGGUGUUUCAUCAAGCGCCAGUCUGGUUUAAGGAGCUUUCCGUUGUUCGUUUUUAUAUUAAAUUAUUUGGGGAUGAUGCCUCCGCAGAUCAGGUUCAGGAGGAGAUCCUUCCUCGGGCUCCUCUUCCUCUUUUCUCUCUCUACAUCAGCGCUUUACUUCAUCUACUCGGCUCCCGGGAUCGUGAACGAGUAUCUGUUCAUGGUCCAGGCUCGAGGAAUGUGGAUCCGUGAGAACAUGAGGAACAUUGGAGCUCAGGUUCUGGAGCAGGUGGUCAGAAGUACCUACAUUGCCAAUGGAACAGAAUACAUGUAUGACUUUAACCUGAGUGAAACAGCUGCCCCACCCACUCCAUACCUGCCUGUGGGGUUCACUUACUUGCCCACUGACAUCUGCCCUGAGAAACUACCCACUAUGAAGGGCAGACUGAAGGUGGAUAUGACUGAGAUUUCUCUUGAGAAAGUGGAGAAAAAUUUACCGAAAUCUGACCCCAGUAUCCGCUUCGGAGGCCAGUGGAAACCCCACGACUGCAGACCACGCUGGAAAGUAGCCAUUUUGGUGCCUUUCCGAAACCGUCACGAGCAUCUGCCCAUUCUCCUGCGUCACCUGAUCCCAGUGCUGCAGAGACAACGACUUCAGUUUGGAUUCUACAUCAUCGAACAGACAGGAGACGAGCCCUUUAAUCGUGCCAUGCUCUUCAACGUGGGCUUUAAGGAGGCCAUGAAGGACAUUCAGUGGGAUUGCGUCAUCUUCCACGAUGUUGAUCACAUUCUGGAAAACGACCGGAAUUAUUACGGAUGCAGUGGAAUGCCGCGGCACUUCGCCGUCAAACUCAACAAAUACUCCUACAUAUUGCCAUACGAUGAGUUUUUCGGUGGCGUGAGCGGCCUCACCGCCGAGCAGUUCCAGAAGAUUAACGGCUUUCCCAACGGAUUCUGGGGCUGGGGAGGAGAGGACGAUGACCUGUGGAAUCGGGUUCAGUACGCAGGCUACACUGUGAGUCGACCUCCAGGAGACGUCGGUCGCUACAUGUCCAUCCCUCACCAUCACCGGGGAGAAGUGCAGUUCCUGGGCAGGUACACGUUACUCCGUCACUCGAAGGAGAGACAGAGACUGGAUGGUCUGAACAACCUGAAUUACUCCCCCCUGGUGUCCCGGAGGCGUCUCUACACCAACAUCUCUGUCACGCUGAGUCGAGACCUCGCACCCAUCACCGAAUAUUAACACCUCGCACUCUGCCACUCUGACCCUCGCUCUGACUCUCUGCCUUGUCCUCGCCAGAGUCAGGGGAAGGAGACAUCUCCAUCUGUCCUCCUGUCCUCCUCAAAUCCUUCUCAGAACGUCUCUCGCUGUCCCUGCCACAUAAGUCUUCUCCACAUUUCAGUCCUGUUUUUUUAUAUUUUGCACCUGAAAUGGAAAUAUUCAUUAUAUCGUCAUCAGCACGACGUAACACCUAGGAACAAUUUUCCCGCCUUUUUUUAAAAUCACCAUUUAAGCCGCUCAGAACACGGCCAUCUAUAAAAAAAAAAAAAAAAAAAAAAAAAAAAACCUUUACAGAAGAAAAAAGUGCCGGCUCCUUUUCUUCAGAUGCCACUACAGCAAGAGUGGGUCUUUGUGUUUACAAUGGGAAUGAGUAAGCUAGCAAGCUAGUUAGCACGUAACAAGCUCAUUUCUUUUGGAUGAAAGUAACGCACAGCUGGAUUCUGUGCUGAAUAUAAACAAGUUCACAAAAAUGCACUGAUAGAAUGCAGUAAAAACAUUUAACGAAUAUAUCAAAGCAACUGUGGGUGUGUGUGUGUGUGUAUAGCCUCUCUUUCCCUGUAAUGGUAAUAACACCUUCACCUGACAGUCAGACAACUCAUUUGUUUGAGGUUUGUGUGGUGACACACAGCGUUAGCAAUUUUAAUUAAGAGUUUGAGAAAUGUGUAUAAAAAAUUUAAGGUCACGUUUAACUGCACUAAAAGAUGGAAAGAAGCUUGUAAGAGCUAUGCAAAAAUUCUGCUCCGAUAUCCACCUGCUUAUAACGUUAGCACACACACACGACAUCUGCUCCAUCUACUGUGGCUCUUUAUUUACAUCCAUGAAUUUAUAUGUGCAUACAAAGCCUGCAUCAGCAUUGUGUGUGUGUGUGUGUGUGUGCAAAACAGAACAGAGCUAUGCAAAGCUCUGUUGUUUAAUACAAAUCUGUUGUUUUUUGAAGGAACGCUAGUAACGUGAACAUGCUAACUAGCUAAUUAAGCUAUGCUAGUGUUUAUUUAUCCAAAAAAAAAAAUCAUCUUGAUAUUACAAACGUAAAAACUGUUCUCAAAGCGAUGUUUACAGCAUAACGGUAAUAUUUUUAGCUGUUUAUAGCGGUUUUAAAACACACUGGCUAGCUCUGCUGCACCGCUAACACACAUGACAGUUUGUUUACAGUGUGUGUAUGUAUUUUGUGUGUGUGUGUGUGUGUGUGUAGUCUCUAGCUACCUCUAUACCAGUCUAAUCUAAUUAUUGGGAGCCUUCUGUGCAUAAUUCAGGAACUCGCAGAUCAAGCUAGGCUGACCUAACACACACACAAACACACACACUAGCUUUCCCUCACUCACUGCAGCCCUUUGAUUAUCACAAUAUGAUUAUUUUUUGAUUAUGUAUUGUGUGUGUGUCUGUGUGUGUGUGUACCAGGGUCCAUCUAUCCAUGCUCUUUACCAGAGGCUGGUCCUCUUGUAUUUAUUCCAUUUUAUCCUGUGGUUGAUUUCAAUUUUCUUUCUUUUUUUUUUUCAGAAAAACACACAAGCGGAUCAAAAACUUAUAAACGUGUCGAGCUGUGAUUUAAAAAAAAAAAAAGCACUGAAAGCAAACGGGAAACGUCUCGAAUGUUUGGGUGAUGAAAGUGUUGUGAAAGGAGAGCUGUUUCACAUGAGGACACAGCUGAGAGAGAGAGAGAGAGACGAUCCCCAUGGUGCUGAGUAUUGUGCAGCUGCUAUUUUAUUCUCUAUUUAUCUGACGUCAGUCAUUUGUAGACUGAUACAGAUUGUAGGCGUGGCCUCGCAGUGGGCGUGUCUCCUCGGUUCUCUCAGCGUCUGAUGAAAACGGUUCGAUCUUGCCAAAAUAGGGGUCUUUUAAUAUAGUGAUUUGGGCCUGAUUCUCAGACAGACCUGUGAUCUGACUCUGUGUUCAUGCUAACAAGCAACAAAUCGCUUACACGCGUCACGUCACAGCUCCCGUUGUCAAGUUUGGGAGUGGGCGCGGCCUGCGUUAAAUGAUAACGCUAACAAAACAAAAAAUGUCACUUGUCGGUUCUCUCGAUGGUUAAUAAUCUUAACAUGAUUUGUUCGAAUUUGUUUUAGUAGCCAUACAGACAUUAAAAUAAUUUAUUCUUCUUACUUCCGCACCUCAUAGGUACGUUGAGAUCGAUAAAUAACGUCAUGGUGAUUUCUAACAUGAUCCGAGCGCAGCUUAAAUCUUCCAGCUCUAACUGGUGAGAAUACACCAGCUUAAAUAACAAUCAGUGUAAAUAUCACAUGUUUGAUGUGCUGAUCUGGUCAUGUGCUCGGAUUAGAUUAGCAUCACGAGCUAGCUGCUCCAGCUACAUGCUGUCAGAAGAGACACAGUCGAUACAUUGGUAGGAAGUGAAGAUCUAAAUGUCAGACCAAACGAUUUGUUGCUUUAUGAGUGAGGGAUUCUGAACUGAAAUGUUGCCUUGAAGCUGAAAAGGUACGUGAAAGAAAAUUGCGAAAGCUUUUGUCUCCCGCUAGCGCGAACACAGCUACAGAUCUAUUUGUAUAAGUAAAGACCCCCAUCGACGGCAAACUCCCUUCACCCACAGCCAUAAUAAACUUAUUAACUUAUCUAUUCUGAUCCGGUCCAGAUGACGGGAUCGGGGAGUUUUCUCUCCUCGUCCUCGACGGCACGGCAGCCUUAACGUUUAAUUUACUCCAAUAUUAUUAUACAGUUAUUUUUUAUUUUUAUAGUCAGAUCUAUUUAAAAUUUAAGGCAUAUGUAAGAAUGAAUGUUCACAUGUACAUACAUGCUAGUUUAUUUUAAAUAGUUUUAAAAAAUUUAAAGAAAGAAAGAAAGCUCUGACGAAGUCUAUGACUAAGUUUAAAUAAAAACUUCAGUUCAAAGUUUCAAUAAAAGGGUGAUUUUGUGUCAUUUGGGAAAAUUUUCCACAUUUAAUAAUAAUAAUAAUAACAAUAAUAAUAAUAAUAAUAAUAAUAAUAAUAAUAAUAAUAAUGAGAGGGAAAAAAAGGAUUUUGGUCUAACAGGAAUUUCAUACUGAUAAUUAAAAAAAGAAAAGAAAUAGUAAAAAUCAUGUUUAUUUCCUAGCUGGACAAACGGACAGCUGUGUAUUCAGUGUCUUUAUAUGAAUCCAAACGAAUAUGAAAAUGUUUAAAGAAAAUGAACUGAAUAACACACACACUGGGAUGUGACUGUAAAGGGACGAUGAUGUCUCCUUAAUCUGAAGCCAUCUGUCUCGCCUACAUGUCUGUGAUUUAUGUAUGAAGAAAAGAUGAUGAUUUGGAUUUGAGAUUUUUUUUUAUUAUUCAGAUUGUUGUUAAAAUCCAAACCAAUAAAAGAGACGUUACGCCA
Molecule: messenger RNA, 4790 nt
Organism: Tachysurus vachellii
Lineage: Eukaryota; Metazoa; Chordata; Actinopteri; Siluriformes; Bagridae
Gene: b4galt5
Product: UDP-Gal:betaGlcNAc beta 1,4- galactosyltransferase, polypeptide 5
Exons: 9
Coding region: 297-1445 (382 amino acids)
Biological process (GO): glycoprotein biosynthetic process; carbohydrate metabolic process
Molecular function (GO): UDP-galactose:glucosylceramide beta-1,4-galactosyltransferase activity
Source: RefSeq, a predicted model, not a curated record